Molecule: messenger RNA, 1661 nt
Organism: Galdieria sulphuraria
Lineage: Eukaryota; Rhodophyta; Bangiophyceae; Galdieriales; Galdieriaceae
Product: IMP dehydrogenase
Exons: 4
Coding region: 23-1585 (520 amino acids)
Biological process (GO): GTP biosynthetic process
Cellular component (GO): cytoplasm
Molecular function (GO): IMP dehydrogenase activity
Source: RefSeq, a predicted model, not a curated record
CUACCAUUCAAUCAUAGAGAACAUGUCGCCGAUUGUCAAUGGCGCGGAAAAUACUCUGUUGUACAGCGAAGAAGAGCUCUUUCCUUUCAAAGACGGUGUAACUGCCGCUCAAGUUUUUGAUAACCCUCAGAACUGUUACGGAUACUCCUACAAUGAUUUCAUUUUGCUUCCUGGACAUAUUUAUUUCAAACACGAACAAGUUAGUUUGACAACAAAUCUGACAAAAAAUAUAACUUUGAACGCACCUUUGGUCAGCUCUCCCAUGGACACCGUAACUGAAAGUGAAAUGGCCAUCGCAAUGGCACUCCAAGGUGGUAUUGGAGUUAUUCACUGCAACAAUUCUGUGAAGGAACAAAAAAAAGAAGUAGAAAGAGUGAAACGUUUUGAAAAUGGUUUUAUCACUGAUCCAAAGACGCUGGCACCUUUUCAUACUGUUGCCGACGCAUAUGAUUUGAAGAAAAAGUACGGUUUCAUGGGCAUUCCUAUAACUGAAGAUGGUAGAAUGGGAAGUCGUCUCUUGGGAAUAGUAACCAAGAGAGAUGUGGAGUUUGUGAAAGAUUGGACGACGCCGUUAUCAGAAGUUAUGACUUCUGAGCUCGUAACUGCACCUCAGGGCUGUACACUAGACCAAGCCAAUGAGACUUUGAAAGUUUCUAAAAAGGGAAAACUACCUAUUGUUGAUCGAGAUGGUUGCUUAGUAGGCUUGGUUUCUAGGACAGAUUUGACCAAGAAUAGAGAUUUUCCAGAAGCCAGUAAAGACGUGAAGAAUAAGAAAUUACUCUGUGCUGCAGCGAUUGGUACGCGUCAAGAAGACCGUGAGAGACUGGAAGCGCUGAUAGAAGUUGGAGUUGAUUGUAUUGUGUUAGAUUCAUCACAAGGUGACUCUAUAUUUCAAUUAGAGAUGUUAAGAUAUAUCAAGGCCAAGCAUCCAGGCUUAGAAGUUAUUUGUGGGAAUGUUGCCACUCAGAAUCAAGCGUAUCAUCUUAUUCAAGCAGGAGCUGAUGCUAUUCGAGUUGGUAUGGGUUGUGGCUCUAUUUGUACUACUCAAGAAGUGAUGGCUUGUGGUAGACCACAGGCGACUGCAGUCUACAAGGUCUCUCAAGUGUGUAAACAGUAUCGUGUUCCUUGCAUAGCUGAUGGAGGCGUUUCAUCUAUUGGUCAUAUUAUCAAAGGACUUUGUUGUGGUGCAUCUACGGUGAUGUUGGGAAGUAUGUUAGCUGGAACGGAAGAAGCCCCUGGAGAAUAUUUCUAUAAAGAUGGCAUUCGUCUUAAACGAUACCGUGGCAUGGGUUCUGCUGAAGCCAUGAAGAAAGGCUCUGCGCUUCGUUAUUUUUCUGAAGAUGAUCGUGUAAAAGUAGCUCAGGGUGUUAGUGGAGCAGUAAUAGACAAAGGAAGCAUCAAAAGAUAUGUUCCAUAUUUGUUAAGUGGCGUUCGUCAUGGUUUUCAAGAUAUGGGUGUAUUGAGUAUUGAACAAUUGCAUGAAUACAUUGAUCAAGGAAAAUUACGUAUGCAGCUUCGUACUCCUGCAGCACAGUUGGAAGGAAACGUCCAUUCCUUAUUUACAUAUGAAAAGUCGAACGUAUAAAGUCCUUUUUAGGGGCCACAAGACUUUUAGUGGUUUCCAUAUUCUAGGAACUUCUCUCCUGUGAUUGCAGAUCAUU